AAUCUUUAAAUAGCUCAUUGAUAGAUUUAGAACCUACAAAUAGUAUGGGUGUGGAACCAGAAAUAUGUGUACCAUUAGAAAUAGAGCAAAGCAACAAACAAGAUCUUCAAAUUUCAGUAGAUGCUUCAUUUUUGUCAUGGGAUUUAGCUGAAGCGCAACUCAACAGUUAUGCAAAAGCUAAAGGUUUCUCCCUAUGUUGA
This is a messenger RNA of Cetraspora pellucida, 200 nucleotides long. NCBI's taxonomy places the organism in Eukaryota, Fungi, Glomeromycota, Glomeromycetes, Diversisporales, Gigasporaceae. The record is from the annotation of a GenBank genome assembly.